This is a messenger RNA of Cydia fagiglandana, 4687 nucleotides long. RefSeq names its product glutamate receptor ionotropic, kainate 2 (gene KaiR1D). The transcript is spliced from 18 exons. The record is from RefSeq and is a predicted model, not a curated record. Gene Ontology annotation, molecular function: glutamate receptor activity; transmitter-gated monoatomic ion channel activity involved in regulation of postsynaptic membrane potential. The coding region runs from base 3 to 2843 and encodes 946 amino acids. Gene Ontology annotation, cellular component: postsynaptic density membrane; plasma membrane. Lineage: Eukaryota; Metazoa; Arthropoda; Insecta; Lepidoptera; Tortricidae. Gene Ontology annotation, biological process: synaptic transmission, glutamatergic; monoatomic ion transport; modulation of chemical synaptic transmission.
GGAUGAGAGGAGCAAAGGCAAUUUAUCUGAUCCUAUUUUUUGGUCACCUUUCUGCGUUGCCGGAUACGAUAAGGAUUGGUGGCCUGUUCCAUCCCGAAGAUGACAAGCAGGAGGUAGCGUUCCGGUACGCCGUGGAACGCGUCAACGCGGACCGCGCUAUUCUGCCGCGGGCCAAACUGCUCGCUCAAGUUGAGACCAUCUCGCCGCAGGACAGCUUCCACGCUUCCAAGAGAGUAUGCCACCUGCUCCGAAGUGGGGUGGCGGCUAUCUUCGGCCCGCAAAGCGCCCCGGCGGCAGCGCACGUGCAGUCCAUCUGCGAUACCAUGGAGCUGCCCCACCUGGAGACCCGAUGGGAUUAUCGCACUCGCCGGGAGUCUUGUCUCGUCAACCUCUAUCCGCAUCCUGCAGCUUUGAGCCGGGCGUAUGUGGACCUGGUACGAGCGUGGGGCUGGAAGUCGUUUACAAUCGUGUACGAAAAUAGCGACGGUCUAGUUCGGCUUCAGGAGCUACUGAAAGCCCAUGGGCCUUUAGAGCUGCCGGUUGCAGUGAGGCAACUGCCGGACUCACAUGACUACAGGCCUCUACUAAAGCAAAUUAAGAACUCGGCGGAGUCACACAUAGUGCUGGACUGUGCGACAGACAGGAUUCGAGAUGUCCUACAGCAAGCACAACAGAUCGGGAUGAUGUCGGACUACCACAGCUAUCUCAUCACCUCUCUGGACUUACAUAGCGUUGAUUUAGAAGAAUUCAAGUACGGUGGAACUAAUAUAACCUCACUGAGAUUGCUAGACCCCGAAAGGGCGGACGUGCAAAGAGUAGUCAGAGACUGGGUCUAUGAUGAGGCAAGGAAAGGAAGGAAAUUGCAACUAGGCCAUACCUCUGCUAAGGAAAACAUGACCUUUAUAAAGACGGAAACUGCGUUGAUGUACGACGCCGUACAUUUAUUCGCGAAGGCUUUGCACGAUCUGGACACGUCACAGCAAAUCGACGUGCGACCUCUGUCGUGCGAAGCUGAAGACACGUGGCCUCACGGUUACAGUCUCAUCAAUUAUAUGAAGAUCGUAGAGAUGAAGGGCUUAACCGGAGUUAUAAAGUUUGACCAUCAAGGAUUCAGGAGCGACUUCACUCUCGACAUAAUAGAACUCACAAGGGACGGCCUCCAGAAGGCCGGUAUUUGGAAUUCCUCUGAAGGCGUAAACUAUACACGAUCUUACGGCGAAAAUCAGAAGCAGAUUGUCGAGAUCCUGCAAAACAAAACCUUGAUAGUGACGACGAUUUUGAGUGCUCCGUAUUGUAUGCGGAAGGAAGCAAGCGAGAAGUUGACAGGAAAUGCGCAAUUCGAAGGGUACGCCAUCGAUCUCAUUCACGAGAUAUCUAAAAUUCUGGGCUUCAAUUACACAUUCAAGCUCGCCCCUGAUGGCAGAUACGGAUCCUUCAAUCGGGAGACUAAAGAAUGGGAUGGAAUGAUAAGAGAAUUGUUAGAACAGCGUGCUGACGUAGCCAUUGCGGAUCUAACCAUUACAUACGACAGGGAGCAAGUGGUCGACUUCACAAUGCCUUUCAUGAACCUCGGAAUUUCUGUUCUCUACCGCAAACCUAUUAAACAACCGCCGAACCUGUUUUCGUUUCUCUCGCCAUUGUCUCUGGACGUCUGGAUUUAUAUGGCCACGGCAUACUUGGGUGUUUCAGUGUUGCUGUUUAUUUUAGCCAGGUUUACUCCGUACGAAUGGCAUCAAACGCGGUCGCCGGACGGAGAGAAAAUGGAAAAUAUAUUUUCACUCGCUAACUGUCUGUGGUUUGCCAUUGGAUCUCUAAUGCAGCAGAGCUGUGACUUUUUACCCAAGUUCAGCCCGUACGAGUGGGACAGCCCGAGGAACUGUCUUGACGAGCCGCAGGUGCUGGAGAAUCAAUUCACUCUGUUGAACUCGCUGUGGUUCACUAUCGGCUCCUUGAUGCAGCAAGGUUCGGAUAUCGCACCGAAAGCGGUUUCAACAAGAAUGGUGGCUGGAAUGUGGUGGUUCUUCACUUUGAUCAUGAUAUCAUCGUAUACCGCGAAUUUGGCCGCUUUUCUUACCGUCGAGCGCAUGGACUCGCCUAUUGAGAGCGCGGAAGAUCUCGCAAAACAGACAAAAAUCAAGUACGGCGCUUUGAAAGGAGGCUCCACCGCUGCUUUCUUCAGGGAUUCAAACUUCUCGACUUACCAGCGCAUGUGGUCGUUUAUGGAGUCUGCGAGGCCGUCAGUGUUCGCCACCACCAACAAGGAGGGCGAGGAGCGUGUGAUGCGCGGCAAGGGAGCGUACGCGUACCUGAUGGAGUCCACGACCAUCGAAUAUGUGGUCGAGCGCAACUGCGACCUUACGCAGGUCGGCGGCAUGCUUGACUCCAAGGGCUACGGGAUCGCGAUGCCACCUAAUUCCCCAUACCGCACUGCUAUCAGUGGUGCUGUUUUAAAACUGCAAGAGGAAGGCAAAUUGCAUAUUCUGAAAACGAAAUGGUGGAAAGAAAAAAGAGGCGGAGGAUCCUGUAGGGAUGAGACAUCAAAGUCGUCGUCGACAGCAAACGAGCUGGGUCUCGCUAACGUCGGCGGCGUGUUUGUGGUGCUGAUGGGCGGCAUGGGGGUGGCGUGCGUCAUCGCCGUCUGCGAGUUCGUGUGGAAGAGUCGCAAAGUUGCUGUGGAUGAACGGGUGAGUUUAGCCUCACUGUGUUCGGAAAUGGCCUCGGAGCUGCGGUCGGCGCUCAAGUGUCCAAGCGGCGCGGCGGGGGGCAACUCCUCAGGCCCAAGGGACGGGGCCUCCUCUCCAUAUCUGCACUAUGGCUUUAGCACCAAGAGCCAGCUUCACUAGCGGCCAACAUCCGCCUCCUCGUCCCCAAGCGAUGUGUAGGCGAUCAAGGACUUGUGAGAGUGACUGUGACCACCUGAUGAGCUAGCACCGUCCUAGUGUGACAUAAAUAAUUUCUUUCUUACUAGCAACUGUAAGGGGGCAUGCUUUAUAUUAGACACAAGCGGUGCUAGUUCGUUUGAAUCUUGUAAAUAUCUAACUCAUAUCUCGAUAGUACGUACUGUAUAGCUGUAAGGGUGUAAUCAAUGUUAACGUGACAAUUUAGCAGAAUUGAGAGUCUAACUUUAUUAUCAUGUAAAAAGUGAAGUAGUUUAAUUGAAUAUGGACUCGUUUGACACGUCGAUUGUUUUAUUUUAGAAAGUUAAUUUAUUGAAAUGUUUAUAAAUGGUUUAUGACUUUUAUAGUUCAGUGUGCGAGCGCCUUAUAAGGCAGGACCAUUCACAUUCUACGACUUUUGUGUUCGUGUUUCACUGUUUUCUGUAGAGAAAAUUAUUUUACUUACGGUAGGGAAAAGAUUCUAAGUAAAAUUAUACAAACACAAAAGUUCUAGCAUGUAGACGGUCUUGCCUUAUUAGAAAAUUAUCUUCCAUUGAUUUAAUCAAAAUGUUUGAAUAAGAUUAUGUCUCCAGAUAAAUAUAAGUAAUAAUGAUGUUAGAAGAAGGUCAAGUAAAGUUUUUUUUUUUAUAAAAGUUUUGUAAAUAGAUACAAUAAUACUGCCAUUUUUGUGAAAAUAUUUGAUCCUUUAAUGUUGUGGAUUAUAAUAAUUGGAAUAACACCCUUUCAUCAACUGGUGAAAGUUAUCUUUGUGGAUUAUAUUACUGCGGAUUAUUAUAUUAAUUAUAUUACCUACACGGUCUUGUCAGAAAAUGACAGGAUAUAAUGUUGAUGAUAAAAUAUAAUCAUAGAUAUAAUAUGAUACUUGCCAAAACUAAGGCCAAAAAUACAUUUGCACUUUUUUUUACUUUAUUACAAUAAGUCGAUGUAAAACAGGAAAAACUGUAUUCGAAUUCAACAAAUGUUGGAGUUGAAAAGGUAAAUAAUUAGCUAUGUAAAUUGUUUAAGAAUUUUUUUAUUCUUACUAUUUUGAAAUUGUAUAAAUUACAUACAUACCAAACAAAAUUUGGAAUUCGGCUUAACUCAGUGCUACGCUGCCAUCCUAAAAACGGCGGUAAAUAAAGCUAUUUGACCUAUUCAACUAUGGAACCCUAAAAACGAUUCUAAAAGGUCAUACUGGGCUCUAAUUAUAUGUUUUUUUUUUGUUUAUCAAAACAGCUUUUUUAUGAUCUAUUAUGCUGUAAAUAGGCUUCAUGCAAUUUUUCGCCCAUCGCUAAUCGGAUAUCGGCGUCGUUCUGGAUUAAAGCCAAAUUAGAAAUAACUUUAGAGAUACGUGUAUAAAAAGAGCAAUAUAUAAAUGAUAACACAUACAAUAAAAUGACCAUUAAAUUGAAAUAAUGUACUAAUUAGUUUUACCCGACUUCUUAAUAAUAAAUAGACAGGUUGCGGUUUGAGAUUUGACUGAAUGUGCAGAUUACAUAUUAUCUGCAUUGAUCAUUGUACAUAAAGAUAACGAUUGAGAUAAAAAAAAAUUAACGAACAUACUUCAAAGGAACUACCACUACGCAAUUCUCACUGGACUUAGCCUAAUAAUUGUGAAACUUUAAAAUCAACGCCUAAUAAAACGGACAGAUUGCAAAGAUUUGUUCAAAGUAGGAAAGUGGUAAAAGCAAUUUGAUGAUCUGCUCAAAUUGUGCCAAAAAAAACUUCGACUAAAUUUACUACGUAUAAUAAUAAGUUUAUAAGUUUACGUUUAAAUCUCAAUUUUAAAUUAAUAAAUACUUUUAAUAAUA